Molecule: messenger RNA, 1315 nt
Organism: Punica granatum (pomegranate)
Lineage: Eukaryota; Viridiplantae; Streptophyta; Magnoliopsida; Myrtales; Lythraceae
Source: RefSeq, a predicted model, not a curated record
UCUUCCUCCUCCUUUCUUCCCUCCCUUUUCCGAGAAGUCAGCGCAAACUCAAAAGACCAAAGACCAUCACGAAACCCUAAUUCCCAAAAAUUCAAUUCAUUCAACGGCUCAAUCUCGCGAUUCUCCUCUCGUUUGGUCGCUUCCCAACUCGUCAAUCCCUCUCCCCGUCUAUUAUUCAAAUCAGGGAGCGCCGACUGUUUCGGAUUGGUCGACUGGCACGGGAUGAAGCCAUUCUUCUCGACGUUGAAGGCGGUUGGGUGUCUCCUAUCUCGAAGAAGCGGCAUCAGCCGUGCGAUUGGGGCUCCUGGGAGCAAUCUGCAGCCGGGGUCGUGCUGCAAUCAGUACCGAUGCUUGAGCAGCAUUGCCCGCUUUCAUCCUUUGUCUCACUACUAUAGAUCCAUUGGAGCUCUGAAUGAGCUCGACAGCCUGCCUGCGACGGUGUGCAGCAACAGCAUUGUGCAGAGGAGGCGGUUUCUGGGUUGUGGAGAUGGCGAGGAGGGAGGGGUUCUCUCGAAAGUCUAUGAGGAGAGACGAGUCUUGGGGUAUUCUCCGGAGCAGUUGUUUGAUGUAGUUGCGGCGGUUGACUUGUAUGAUGAUUUUGUUCCUUGGUGUCAGCGGUCGGAGAUACUUAGACAGCAUCCCGAUGGAUCGUUUGAUGCUGAGCUGGAGAUUGGUUUCAAAUUUUUGGUGGAGAGCUAUGUCUCUCAUGUUGAGUUAAAAAGGCCAACUUCAGUAAAGACAACAGCAUCCCGGAGCAACCUCUUUGACCACUUGAUAAACAUAUGGGAAUUCAAUCCAGGACCUGUCCCAGGAUCUUGCAGCCUUUACUUUUUGGUGGAUUUCAAGUUUCAGUCACCACUUUAUCGUCAGGUGGCAUCAAUGUUUUUUAAGGAGGUGGUCGCCCGACUUGUCGGUUCAUUUAAUGAGAGGUGCCACUUGAUAUAUGGGCCAGGAGUUCGAGUCCAUGAGGAGACGUAUGGGCAGAGGAGUUGAAUAUUGAGAAACUUCUCGUUCCUAUUCAUUUUGAGCAGCAGUUCCUGACCUUAACAUCUUGUUCGCAGAUAGGAUCAAAUUUAACUUAGCUUGACCCACCAUAAUUCCAGGUGGGCCAUUUUUCCCCAUUUUGCUUCUGUUUACUUUAUAGCUGCACCACCCUGUAGUUCAUGUAUUUUUAUUGGUUGUAGUACCACUCAAUAAUCGGCAUCACAUAGCGGUCAAUUGAGGGCUAUGGUUGCAAGCAUUUUUCAUGUUACACUAUUCCGAAUACAUGAUGCAUCAGUUUAGUUUAUUUUUUCAAUUGAUUGAAGUUUUUCAA